CUCCUGCUCCUCCUCCUCCUCUUCCUCCUCCUGCUUCUGCUCAGAUCAGCGAUCAGUGGCUCUGCGCUCUGCAAUCCCCUGGGAUACUGUACCGCCCUCGAUGGCUCUGCUAUCGGCGCUUCGCUCCCACUGAAUGGCUGCUGCCCGGUGCGAGGAGGAAGAGGAGAAGAAGAAGAAGCAGCAGCAGCAGUGGAGAAGAGAGAAGAGAGCUCUGCUGAGUCUCCUGCUCUGUUAACCAACGACUUCCCAGCCAGCCGAGCCAGCCAGCGAGGGGACCCUUCGGUGGUGUGCGUAGGCGCACCAUGGCCCAGACCCUCCAGAUGGCGAUCCCAAACUUCGGCAACAACGUAUUAGAGUGUCUGAACGAGCAGCGGCUGCAGGGCCUCUACUGCGACGUCUCCGUGGUGGUCAAGGGCCACGCCUUCAAGGCCCAUCGAGCUGUGCUUGCUGCCAGCAGUUCUUAUUUCCGGGACCUCUUCAGCGGCAGCGGUGGUGGCGGCGGCGGCGGCAAUGAGACGAGCCCGACCGUCGUGGAGCUCCCGUCGGCCGUGCAGCCUCAGAGCUUCCAGCAGAUUCUGUCUUUCUGCUACACGGGCCGCCUCAGCAUGACGGUGGGGGACCAGUUCCUCCUCAUGUACACCGCCGGCUUCCUGCAGAUCCAACAGAUCAUGGAGAAAGGCACCGAGUUCUUCCUCAAGGUGUCCUCCCCCAGCUGCGACUCCCAGGGCCUUCACGCUGAGGAGGCGGUACCCUCUGAGCCCCAGAGCCCCGUAACGCAGACCAGUAACGGUGCAGGCCGGCCCGCCUCCUGCCUGACGCCGCUCCCUCUGGUAUCACGAGUGAAGACGGAGCAGCCCUCCAGCCAGCCGGAAGCGGCCGCUCCUUACUCGGUGGUCUGCACUCCCGUAGCCAAGCGUCUGUGGGAGGGCGGCAGCAGCCGAGACGGCGGCGGGGUAGGCUCAGGGGGAGGAGGCGGCGCCAGGAAGGCGGCUCGUUAUUCCCAGGAGGCGGUGCGGGGCAGCACCAUUCAGAGCCCCGGAGCCAUCGGACUGGCCAUGGGUAUGGGCGCCAACGGGACCGGCCUGGCGGGCAUGGCUGGCGGCGGCGGCGGCACCAACGGGAGCUCUGCAGCAGGCCUCGGCAUGUCAGACGGCGCCAGCCCUGGCACCCUCAGUACCUACGCCAGUGACUCACCCAUCAGCUACCAUGACGAUGAAGAAGAGGAAGAGGGGACAGAUGAGUGUGCUGAAGAGCAGUAUAGGCAAAUCUGCAACAUGUAUACGAUGUACAGCAUGCUCAACAUGGGAGCUGCAGCAGCCGGUGAGCGUGUCGAGGCUCUACCAGACCACACGGAGACUCGGGGUCGGAUGCGAGGCAGAGACCUCACGUGUCUGCCCGCAGAACUCAUCGCUCAGAUCGGCAACCGCUGUCAUCCCAAACUGUACGAGGAAGGAGACCCUGCUGAGAAACUAGAGUUAGUCUCAGGUACUUCUGUGUAUAUAUCGCGAGCCCAGCUAAUGAACUGUCAUGUGAGCGCGGGGACCAGACACAAGGUGCUGCUGAGGAGGCUGCUGGCUGCCUUCUUUGACAGGAAUACUCUGGCCAACAGCUGUGGGACAGGCAUCCGCUCGUCCACCAAUGACCCGAGCCGCAAGCCCCUGGACAACAGAGUUCUGCACGCGGUCAAAUUUUAUUGCCAGAACUUCGCCACCAGCUUCAAAGAGAGCGAGAUGAACGCCAUCGCGGCCGACAUGUGCACCAAUGCCCGACGCGUGGUCCGCAAGAGCUGGAUCCCCAAGCUGAAGCUCCUGAUGGCCGAGAGCGACGCCUACACCGCUUUCCUCCCCGACGGCGUCAAGAUGGAGGACGACGCCCUGGGGGGGGCGGACCCGGCCUUCGACCCAGCCUCUUUGGAGGCGGCGGGCGGCGCCGGCAUGGAGUCGGGCGGCUCCUCAGGUGAAUCGCUACCGGGCGUGGGCGGGGACGGAGGACCGUUAUUUUGAACAUUGUGUGUUUGGGGAAAGGUUGAAAUGUUGGUGACACCAGUAUUCCCCCCCCCACGCCACCCCUCGUUGUGCUUGCCUCCUCACUCUUCGGCCCACGCUGAUCUCUCACACUGCUCGGGUCAACCGUCGUCGUCGCCCUGAUGUAACCGGGACAUGAAAACUUUUAAUUUCCGCUUUAUGACUGUACAAGUUGAGGAACGGGAGUGAGUGAGAGGGUUUUCUCCUAACCGCCCUCGGCCUCCCCUCGUCUCUUUAAGGUGUGUGAGCGCAUCCACUGUUGCAUAUUAAAUACAUUCCCUGAAGUGCAGGUGAUGGAGGAAGGGAGCUGCUAGUGCAGCCUGAGGAGGAAGAGACGGCUGGAAGGCGGCGAGCAGGGUCUGAAAUUAACGCUUUUCACUUCCUGCCACUGUGGCGUUUUUUUAAAUUGUUUUUUAUCUGCCACUUUUGAAAUCUCUACGCUAAAUGAAGGAAUAAUAUUUUAGAUCUGAUGUCAUUCAAUGUUCGAUAUAUUUCACAUUAAAACACAUUGGUAACACUUCAUGGUAACGAGGUGAUAAUUAGCAAGUAACCUAUUUGAAAUAUCUUUGGAAUUACUGCCAAAUUACCCCAAUAUUUACCUCAAUUUAUCAAAAAUUACUUUAUUAUAAACAUUAUUUAAUAAUUAUAUUCUGCUA
Sebastes umbrosus (honeycomb rockfish) is the source of this 2680-nucleotide messenger RNA. It is a transcript of the gene nacc1a, whose product is annotated as nucleus accumbens-associated protein 1. Gene Ontology annotation, biological process: regulation of transcription by RNA polymerase II. The transcript has 8 exons. The record is from RefSeq and is a predicted model, not a curated record. Gene Ontology annotation, molecular function: RNA polymerase II cis-regulatory region sequence-specific DNA binding; protein binding; DNA-binding transcription factor activity, RNA polymerase II-specific. Bases 303 to 2003 code for a protein of 566 amino acids. Lineage: Eukaryota; Metazoa; Chordata; Actinopteri; Perciformes; Sebastidae.